This is a messenger RNA of Bursaphelenchus okinawaensis, 2761 nucleotides long. The record is from the annotation of a GenBank genome assembly. NCBI's taxonomy places the organism in Eukaryota, Metazoa, Nematoda, Chromadorea, Rhabditida, Aphelenchoididae.
AUGGGCCAAAAGUUGAGCUCGCGACGCUCACCGCGUCAAGCACAAGGUGGUACCGCUACAGUUAAUCCUACAGAAUCUAGCUCACCCAAAUUAAAAAAGGUACAAAAUUAUUUUAAAAUUUUGUUAAAAAUUGAUAAAUUUAAAAUAAAACAAAAUUAGUUCAAAAUUUUUUAAUUUUUGACUUUUAUUUUUGUAAAUUGUAUUUCUAUUUAAAACAGUUUUAUUAAUUGCGAUUAAGUUUAUAUAGAAUACGAAAGUAAGCUAGAAUUAUUUAGCUGGCCUGAUUAUUUUGGUCAAAGUUUACUAUUUUAAAAAUAAACAAAACCUCAACGAUCUUUGCUUUUCAAAAAUAGAUUAAAACGAGUAAACUCAAAAUACUGUGACAUAUACUAUUUAAAAUAACUAUUAUAUGUGUACAUGCUUACGUACACAACAGUAUCUUUAGGUUAACAUAAAGCAAAUUAUUUUUCAAGUUAUUUUAGAAUACUAGGUGAAAAAGUAGAUAGAAAAUGAAAAAUUUUUAAUUUUAAGCGUAGGAGCACAAUCAGAAGUUUUUUUUACUCAAGUAGAGCAUAAAAAUAUAGUAUUACGUAGAAAAAAGAAAGGUGAAUGUAAAGUAAAACUUAAAAUUAUCGUAUAUGACAGCUCAAAAAUAGAGUAAAACAGCAUAAAAAAUUAAAUUAAAUUCAAAGUUUUAAAAAUUAGAUUUUGAAAGUUUUCUGAAGGCGUUGAGUAGUCAUCAAAAGGCUUCUGAAGGCUCUACAGAAUCGGCUUUUGAAAGGUCUAAAUACGUUGAAAAAAACUUGUUUUAGAUGUCAAAAAUCCUAUUUUUAGCGGUAAAAUUAUAUUUCAGUAAAAAAACAUGUCAGAAAUUACAUUUUGGAUGUCAAAAAUAGCCUUCAGAAGUCAAAACGUAUCUAAGAACGUCAAAAAACUAUCUAACCACAUCAAAACGUAUCCCGAAGAUGUCAAAAAUCAUUAUGCAAAUUAAGUUUGUGUUAUUUCAGGAAGUUCAGGACGCGCAAGCUGAAGAGGAUGACACCUUGGACGAGCCUCCGCGCAUCCCUACCCGCGGCCAACGCCGACUGGGCGUGUCCGCCGAGGUGCCGGACGAGAACGAAGCCGCCAACUACGUGAAAGUUGUCAUUCCAAAAGACGCCGAAACCCAGAACUCGCUGAAGAAGGCCAUGUGCAAGAACGUGCUGUUCGCUCACUUGGACAAGGACGAGGAGAAGGCCAUCUUCGACGCCAUGUUCCCGGUGGAGAAGAAGGAGGGCGAGACCAUCAUUCAACAGGUAGGAAUUUGGAUUUAAAGUUUAUUUUUUUUAAAGUUUAGGUAACAAGAGAGGGUUUUAAGAGUGAUAUGGCUCCCAGGCUUUAUUCUUUGCUUCAAAAUUCGACUAUAAAACGAAAAGCCACAAAAUUAUCGGUUUUGUAAACGAAAUGUCAAAGAAAUUAUUGGAUAGAAAAAUGUUUUUCUAUUUUCUCUGAAAUUUCAUUCUCUUACCUUUAUUAUCUAUUUUUUCAAUAUUAUAACGAUUUUCAACGCUAAUCCUUCAAUCUCCAGGGCGAAGAAGGAGACAACUUCUACGUGAUCGACUCAGGAAAGGUUGAUGUCUUCGUCAACAACCAAUACUGCCUCACCAUCAACGAGGGCGGCUCGUUCGGUGAGCUGGCGUUGAUCUACGGCACUCCGCGUGCCGCCACCAUCAAGGCCAAGACCGACGUCAAGUUGUGGGCGAUUGAUCGAUUGACCUAUCGUGCUAUUCUCAUGGGAUCCACAAUGAGAAAGAGAAAAAUGUACGAUGAAUUCUUGUCCCGAGUGCAGAUCUUGUGUAAGUGAUUUUUGGUUGUUCUUGUGGGUAAGGGGGUGGGAGGGAUAUUUUUUGGUGGAAAAUUAAGAUUUUACGGCUUUUAAAGUAAAAUACGAAGAUAUACAGAGUUUUAACUUCUCUGUGUAUUGAUAGCUAAGGUUUUGAAAAUGUUCGUUAUACGAAAUUCUCGUUAUAACAAAGUUCGUCGUUCAAGAGUUUCAUCGUAUAUAUGAUUUCAGCUGACCUGGACAAAUGGGAACGUGCCAAUCUUGCUGACGCUUUGGAACGAUGCGACUUUGAGCCUGGAACUCACGUUGUUGAACAAGGUCAACCAGGCGACGAGUUCUUCAUCAUUCUGGACGGACAAGCUCAGGUGCUUCAGAAGCGAAGCGACGAUGCUCCAUUUGAGAAAGUCGGAAACUUGGGAUCUUCGGAUUACUUUGGUAAGUGUUUUACUGUAAAGAAAGUUUUUUCGUUUUUAGGUAUUUAAAGGAAAGUUUUGACUUUUUGGCAUGAAAUAAAGAAAGUUUUAGCAAUUUUUUGUUUUGUAAAGAAAGUUUUUGCAAUUUUUUGUUUUGUAAAGAAAGUAUUUACCAUUUUUUGUUUUGUAAAGAAAUUUUCUGUCACUUUUUGUUUUGUAAACAAAAUUUUUACUAUUUUUUGUUUUGUAAAGACAGUUUUUGCUAUUUUUUCUUUUGUAUAGAAAGUUUUUGCCCUUUUUUUGUUUUGUUAAGAAAGUCUUUGCCAACCUGCCAUUUCAAAAUCGACUUUCAGGUGAAAUCGCCUUGUUGUUAGACCGACCUCGUGCCGCCACCGUAGUAGCCGAAACUCCGUUGAAAUGCGUGAAGCUGGACCGAAACCGCUUCGAACGUGUGAUGGGCCCAGUGCGUGAGAUUCUGAAACGCGACGUCUCCAACUACAACUCAUACGUGAAGCUGAUGACCUAA